AUGGGUUUCGCCGCAAAGCUCGCCGCUGCUCAACAAAACCAAAGCCAGACUAUGUCGUCGAAUACAGGCAACAACUCGGGCACUUAUGGCGGUGCUCCGCCAUCCGGAUACACUGGAGGACCUCCUCCCCCUGCAGCACUGCGGCCUGGUGGAUACCCGCAGGGGCAACAACAGCAGCAGCAACCAUCGCAGUACCAGGCUUACCCAGGAUCGCCGCCACCUGCUCAAGGAUCGGUAAGCUACCUCCCUUGA
Messenger RNA from Penicillium subrubescens, 252 nucleotides. RefSeq lists its product as uncharacterized. The transcript is spliced from 3 exons. The record is from RefSeq and is a predicted model, not a curated record. Bases 1 to 252 code for a protein of 83 amino acids. NCBI's taxonomy places the organism in Eukaryota, Fungi, Ascomycota, Eurotiomycetes, Eurotiales, Aspergillaceae.